Messenger RNA from Mandrillus leucophaeus (drill), 5303 nucleotides. RefSeq names its product growth factor receptor-bound protein 10 (gene GRB10). Gene Ontology annotation, molecular function: insulin receptor binding. The record is from RefSeq and is a predicted model, not a curated record. The coding region runs from base 638 to 2419 and encodes 593 amino acids. NCBI's taxonomy places the organism in Eukaryota, Metazoa, Chordata, Mammalia, Primates, Cercopithecidae. The transcript has 20 exons. Gene Ontology annotation, biological process: insulin receptor signaling pathway; negative regulation of insulin receptor signaling pathway; negative regulation of Wnt signaling pathway.
GAUGUCAGCAUCGGGGGUGGGAGCAGGGCCCACGCAUUCCCCCUUUGGCCUGGGUGGGAACAGGGGAGGUAGUGGGCAGGGCCAGAAGGGCUUACUGGGAUUUUCUUCCUCUCUGUCACUCCAGAGGAAGGAGGUAGAGAACACUUGUUUCAGUUUGAGGUGUUUGGCAGCCACGCGCUGAAGGACGGUUUUUAAUUGUAGGGAUUGAGAAUGGUGCAUACUAACUGCUGAGGAACACGGUGAAUGGAGUUAUGGUAAUUGCACGAUUGGCAUGAAGGGGUGAGAGAAGUUCCAGAUUGGUCGAUUAAAAUACUUGGGAGGCUGCAUUCUGGUAAUUCUCAGGAGGAAGAAUGUGUAGGAGAGACCAGGGUUUUUAAGGUGUGACCUCUGAACCACCUACAUCAGAGCCAACCGCCUCUCGCUUUGGCGCUGACCACAAUGCUGAGCAGGAAGCAGCAGCCACAGGCCCAGUGACUGGUGGCUCGGUGACCAGCAGCCCAGUGACCGGCAGCCAGGUCCUCACCUGGGUCCUCUCAGUGAAACCAGGGUGGCUGCCCCAGCAGACAGCGCUGCGGAGCCAACUCCUGACAGGUGCUGCUGCGCAGUAAAUGUAAUUUGAAGAAGGCAGAAGGAACCCAUGGCUUUAGCUGGCUGCCCAGAUUCCUUUUUGCACCAUCCGUACUACCAGGACAAGGUGGAGCAGGCACCUCGCAGUCAACAAGACCCGGCAGGACCAGGACUCCCCACACAGUCUGACCGACUUGCGCAUCACCAGGAGGAUGAUGUGGACCUGGAAGCCCUGGUGAACGAUAUGAACGCAUCCCUGGAGAGCCUGUACUCAGCCUGCAGCAUGCAGUCAGACACGGUGCCCCUCCUGCAGAAUGGCCAGCAUGCCCGCAGCCAACCUCGGGCUUCAGGCCCUCGGUCCGUCCAGCCACAGGUGUCCCCGAGGCAGAGGGUGCAGCGCUCCCAGCCUGUGCACAUCCUUGCUGUCAGGCGCCUUCAGGAGGAAGACCAGCAAUUUAGAACCUCGUCUCUGCCGGCCAUCCCGAAUCCUUUUCCUGAACUCUGUGGCCCUGGGAGCCCCCCUGUGCUCACGCCGGGUUCUUUACCUCCAAGCCAGGCCGCCGCAAAGCAGGAUGUUAAAGUCUUUAGUGAAGAUGGGACGAGCAAAGUGGUGGAGAUUCUAGCAGACAUGACAGCCAGAGACCUGUGCCAAUUGCUGGUUUACAAAAGUCACUGUGUGGAUGACAACAGCUGGACACUAGUGGAGCACCACCCGCACCUAGGAUUAGAGAGGUGCUUGGAAGACCAUGAGCUGGUGGUCCAAGUGGAGAGUACCAUGGCCAGUGAGAGUAAAUUUCUAUUCAGGAAGAAUUAUGCAAAAUACGAGUUCUUUAAAAAUCCCAUGAAUUUCUUCCCAGAACAGAUGGUUACUUGGUGCCAGCAGUCAAAUGGCAGUCAAAGCCAGCUUUUGCAGAAUUUUCUGAACUCCAGUAGCUGUCCUGAAAUUCAAGGGUUUUUGCAUGUGAAAGAGCUGGGAAAGAAAUCAUGGAAAAAGCUGUAUGUGUGUUUGCGGAGAUCUGGCCUUUAUUGCUCCACCAAGGGAACUUCAAAGGAACCCAGACACCUGCAGCUGCUGGCCGACCUGGAGGACAGCAACAUCUUCUCCCUGAUCGCUGGCAGGAAGCAGUACAGCGCCCCUACAGACCACGGGCUCUGCAUAAAGCCAAACAAAGUCAGGAAUGAAGCUAAAGAGCUGAGGUUGCUCUGUGCAGAGGAUGAGCAAACCAGGACGUGCUGGAUGACAGCGUUCAGACUCCUGAAGUAUGGAAUGCUCCUUUACCAGAACUACCGAAUCCCUCAGCAGAGGAAGGCCUUGCUAUCCCCGUUCUCAACGCCAGUGCGCAGUGUCUCCGAGAACUCCCUCGUGGCAAUGGAUUUUUCUGGGCAAACAGGACGCGUGAUAGAGAAUCCGGCGGAGGCCCAGAGCGCAGCCCUGGAGGAGGGCCACGCCUGGAGGAAGCGAAGCACACGGAUGAACAUCCUAGGUAGCCAAAGUCCCCUCCACCCUUCUACCCUAAGUACAGUGAUUCACAGGACACAGCACUGGUUUCACGGGAGGAUCUCCAGGGAGGAAUCCCACAGGAUCAUUAAACAGCAAGGGCUCGUGGACGGGCUUUUUCUCCUCCGUGACAGCCAGAGUAAUCCAAAGGCAUUUGUACUCACACUGUGUCAUCACCAGAAAAUUAAAAAUUUCCAGAUCUUACCUUGCGAGGAUGAUGGGCAGACGUUCUUCAGCCUAGAUGACGGGAACACCAAAUUCUCUGACCUGAUCCAGCUGGUUGACUUUUACCAGCUGAACAAAGGAGUCCUGCCUUGCAAACUCAAGCACCACUGCAUCCGAGUGGCCUUAUGACCGCAGAUGUCCUCUCGGCUGAAGACUGGAGGAAGUGAACACUGGACUGAAGAAGCGGUCUGUGCAUUGGUUAAGAACACACAUUGAUUCUGCACCUGGGGACCCAAAGCGAGAUGGGUUCGUUCAGUUGCCAGCCAACCAAGAUUGACUAGUUUGUUGGACUUAAACGACGAUUUGCUGCUGUGAACCCAGCAGGGUCGCCUCCCUCUGCGUCGGCCAAAUUGGGGAGGGCUUGGAAGAUCCAGCGGAAAUUUGAAAAUAAACUGGAAUGAUCAUCUUGGCUUGGGCCGCUUAGGAGCAAGAACCGGAGAGAAAUGAUUGGAAAUGAACUCUUGCCCUGGAAUAAUCUUGACAAUUAAAACUGAUAUGUUUACUUUUUUUGUAUUGAUCACUUUUUUGCACUCCUUCUUUGUUUUCAAUAUUGUAUUCAGCCUAUGGUAGGAGGGGGAUGUGGCGUUUCAACUCAUAUAAUACAGAAAGAGUUUCGAACGGGCAGACUUCAAACUGAGUAUGGGUCCCCAAAUGUUCCCAGAGGGUCCUCCGCACCCUCUGCCAACUACCACGGUGUGGAUUCAGCUCCCAAAUGACAAACCCAGCCCUUCCCAGUAUACUUGAAAAGCUUUUCUGUUAAAAUAAAAGGUGUCACUGUGGUAGGCAUUUGGCAUGUUUUGUGGACUCAGUCAAGCAACCACAGUCUGUUAAUCAUUUCUCUAUGCUCAGAUGUCAGAUCCUCUUGUUAUUAGCGUGUCUUGUUCUGCACAGUGCAGGAGACUUUAUUCCUUUGGAAAAUUCACUGUUCCACAAACAGCAGGCUGAAUGGCCUCGCCUCUAGACUGACGUGGGCCAGCCUCCUUGAGACACACCUGGCACCCGUCAUCGGCCAGCGGUGGAUGCUGCAUAAUCCACCUGGGUACUUUCAGCCUUGCGUUUCCACGGCCUUCAGCCUGUUCUAGAACGAUCACUGCCUUACCCCUGCUGCUGCAGUGGUGUGAGUCGUUUCACGGCUGAUGUCCCUCGGGGGAUUAAAGGAUCUAAAGAGAGAAUGGCACCUGGUUGGCUUCGUGCUGUGUCUCGUGGGUUUCCAUGGUGAUAAAGACAAGGAAACGCUGCAGAGGUCACAGGCACAGGCUGAUAUUUAAAGAUCUUUGCUUGCAGCCCUCCGUCCUGCUGAGAACCCCCAUAAGCCAGUGAACGCAGAGCCCCUAGAGGCUCCUCUGCUGGCUUAGGGUGCAGAGUACCUCACGGUGGUUGUGGACAUGGAAGAGUUUUGUCAACACAACACUUCCUCCCUGCUCCGGGAGAUGAGUCAGACGGUGGCUUGAGUUGUCACUUGGUCCCCUCCGCCCCUUGGGUGGCCCCCUUUGCCAUGUCCCCUUAGCUUAGUGAUCAGGUGUGAGAGUGGCCAUUUCCUUACCUUUAAUCCCUGCAAAGCAGAAAGGACUCCCUUGACAAGGAACAGACUACCGUGGUGAGCAGGACGAUUUCCUUUUUCAAGACAACACCCGCCUGGCUUCUCUGAAUCUGUGCUAGCCACGAUAUUGCCCCAAAUCCGCUCCCACUGAAGUGCUCCCUAAGGAACAGCAUUUCUCUGCUCGUCAGUCAACCCCCAUAGCCUAGAGCAGUGUCACGAGCUUCAGUAAGGCCAAUCAGCUGGAAGUCAGUGUACCAUAUAGUAACACUGUAUUUCAGUUUACAGACCACACUCUAGCUGUUUUCCAUGAAAGGUAUACAAAUAAAGAAUUUUUUAGCAAAACAUGUUUUUAACCACCAAUGCUCAAUUGCAUUUUCUUCCUUUCGCAGCCAGUCAGUCUUUCGAACUAUUGACAGUGAGAUAAUUCUCGUGUUCACACCUGGCGGCAGGCUUCACUAUAGGGACGGACAUUGCAGUUACACCGCGAUUCCUUUCUCUUCACUGGCUCGAGGUAAACACUUUCCAAGGAAAAACAACUCUAGGAUUUCUUUUUUCUGUGUACGUAGACCAGUCCCAUCAGUGUAUAAUCUCUCUCUUUCACGCCUCUCUCCAAUAGACAGCUUGUAUUUGCAGUAUUUCAUAUUUAUAAAUAUGCGUUUAUUUAAAAGGAGAACAAAAGCUUGACUCUGAUUCACAGUUUUGUAUGUAGCUGGUUUGACGUAGUCUUUUGUAUUUUCCCUGCCGAAGUGAAUUGUUGGAGAAUGUAAACCGCCUCCGUGCGGCAGCAGACUUCCUAAGGCCCCAGCUCGCUAGCCUCGUGCUGGGCGGCUGGGAAUUCCACCUGAGAACAAGUCCCGCAAACCGGGGACGGAAGGACAUUUGACUUUUAUUUUUGUAUUUAAUUGACAUGAAUGUAAAGGGGACAGCUCAGGGUUGUUUUGGAGCCUGUUGACUUUGUAUCUCUGCCUGUGAUUUUCUUUUCUAAAUGAAACUCCAUGUAGCAACCGGGAUGAAGUUGAGAAGGAAAACGCCAAAUGCUUUGGUUAUUAGAGUUUAAUAGGUAAGCUCUGUUACACUAGGUGUUAGAGUUCCAGAAUGUUCUUUUGUUUGCUAAACCUUGAAGAAACAUGUGCCUCAGCCUAGAUGUUUUGUCUUCUCUUUUCUGCACUUAAUACCUGACAGUGUGACCGAUCUCUGCGCCUUUCCGGGGGCGGGCCAGCUGGCGGUAGAUUUGUGAUGUCACAGUGCAAACUGCAGCGACUGUAAAUCGGCCUGGCGUGUAUAAACGUUUUCAGGGAAUGCAGAAGGUAUUAAUGAAGAGACAAAACCUUUAUUCCAUGUGCUUUGCUUCAUUCUGUACAUAGCUCUUUGGCUCGUGAACCUAAUUGUAAACUUUCAGGUAUUUUUGUACAAAUAAGGGACUGAUGUUCUGUUUCUUGUAAUUAGAAAUAAACAUUAAUACAGUGUUCUUCA